AUGCUUCCUCGCUCGGAAACCUUGCAGACUCAGACUGGAGUGAUCAUCUUCACCACCUUUACACUACUUGUCCUUUAUACUGGUGUUUCCCUCUACGUCAACUACCGAAAAUGCCCCCAGAUCAAGGGCCCUCGGCUCGCCUCCGUCUCUGAUCUCUGGCUAUUUCGUACUACCUCGGCAGGACGAACGUAUGUGGACUGUGCAGCGGAGCUGGAUCGAUAUGGAUCUCUUGUACGCAUAGCUCCCGACAAGGUCGUUACCAAUGACCCUAUAAUCUGGGCUCACAUGAGUGCUCCACGGUCCAGAUUCACCAAGGGCACCUGGUACGACCCCACAACAUUAAAUCCAAAACACAAAAACUCCCUUUCGCAGCGGGACGAUAAACUUCACAAUGUCCUUCGAGCGAAGAUGACAAGAGGGUACUCCGGCAAAGAAAUCCCAACACUCGAAUCCAAUGUGGAUGACAGAAUCAAUGAUAUGGUCCUCCUCAUACACAAUGAAUCUAGAAAAGGCAAAGCCAUAGAUAUGGCUCGGAUUGCCCAAUAUUUCACACUGGAUGUUCUCACACAGCUCGCUUUCGAAGAGCCCUUCGGCUAUCUCACCAAAAACGAAGACGUCUUUCAAUAUAUCCAGAAAGUACAAGAAUUUCUCCACAUUCUCGAACUUGCGUCAAAUUUCCCCUUGAUCCACCGUAUUCUGUCGAGCAGAGUCAUGCUGGCAUUUGGUCCGAAGCCAACGGACAAGCUUGGAAUGGGCGCAAUGCUAGGAGUCGCACGACGAGUAGUGAACGAGCGUUACGCUCCGGAUGCCAAAAUCAAAGAGGAUAUGCUGGGAUCAUUUAUUAAACACGGCCUAAGUCGAGACGAGGCAGAAAACGAAGCAAUACUCCAGCUCCUGGGAGGCUCGGAUUCAACUGCAACAGCCAUCCGCAUGACCUUUCUCUAUAUUCUCACCAACCCGGCCGUAUAUGCCAAAUUAAUCCACGAGAUCCAUGCCCAUAGGCACAACAUCUCAUCUCCCGUGAUCCAGAGUUCCGAGGCCCAGAAGCUGCCUUAUUUGCAGAGCUGCAUUAAAGAAGGCCUGCGGAUCUGGCCUCCCCUUGCAGGGUUGCAGGGCAAGGUUUCCCCACCAGAAGGCGAGAUGGUCAAUGGAUACUUCAUUCCCGGAAAUAUCGAGGUUGGCUGGAACCCGAUGUCGAUGCAGCGGCGGCGAGAAAUCUAUGGUGAGGACGCUGAGAUGUUCAGACCAGACCGUUGGAUUGAAGCGGCUGCUCUGGAUGACGGUGGCGGCAAAGUCGCCUUGAUGGAGAAGACCUUGGCACUGGUCUUUGGAUUUGGAAAGUAUGGAUGUUUAGGGAAAACCAUCGCCCUGAUGGAGUUGGAUAAGGUAUUUGUUGCACUGUUCCAGAAUUUUGAAUUCGCGCUGGUGGACGUAGUCAAUCCGAUUCGGACUUUCUGUCAUGGGGCGCACCUCCAGUCCGAUAUGUGGGUUCGAGCAAAGCAGAGAGAGCAUCAUGAUUAA
Rhinocladiella mackenziei CBS 650.93 is the source of this 1521-nucleotide messenger RNA. RefSeq lists its product as uncharacterized. Bases 1 to 1521 code for a protein of 506 amino acids. The record is from RefSeq and is a predicted model, not a curated record. Lineage: Eukaryota; Fungi; Ascomycota; Eurotiomycetes; Chaetothyriales; Herpotrichiellaceae. The transcript is spliced from 3 exons. Gene Ontology annotation, molecular function: iron ion binding; heme binding; monooxygenase activity.